This is a messenger RNA of Arabidopsis lyrata subsp. lyrata, 4487 nucleotides long. RefSeq names its product probable disease resistance protein RPP1. NCBI's taxonomy places the organism in Eukaryota, Viridiplantae, Streptophyta, Magnoliopsida, Brassicales, Brassicaceae. Gene Ontology annotation, molecular function: ATP hydrolysis activity; ADP binding. Gene Ontology annotation, biological process: signal transduction; defense response. The record is from RefSeq and is a predicted model, not a curated record.
GUGGUGGAGCAUAUGUAGGGGCAGUGAUUCUGUCGUUAGCAACAUUUUCCACUAAAUCUCACUAUAUUUUCCUUGAAACAAUCAUGGAGUUUCUGUGCAAACAAAGUCGUCAACGGUCUAGAGCCUCAUUAACACAAAUUGUUUCAACUACAAAACUCUCUGGAUAUUUCUAGUCGUUUCAUGCAUCGGUGAGAUUAUGCUGAUGGUUUUACUCUUCACUGUGGAAUCGAAUUGAUUGGACUGGUUCUUGAUGAUUAUACUGAUGGUUUAUUUGUUUUCAAUUAGUGUAUUGAGCCCAUUUAUUGGUUAUGUGUUCUUGAUUGUAUAUGUUGGUUACAAUCAGCCUAACCAAUGUCUUGCUCAUCAAGACCUUUGGGGCAACGGAUAAUUAUAUUCGGAAAAGACGUGCUCCAGUUUUUUUUUUUUUUUUUGGGUCAAACUAUUCCCCUCAAUAAUGUUGGUCAUUAAUUAAGUUUCAUUUAUACAAUAAUAUAUGGUAAAGGAAACAUACAUGGAGUUUCCCUACCAGGCUGCCAAUAUAGUCAACGUUGUGUAUCCAUUUACACAAAGCCUCUUCCUCUUUCUUAAUCCUUCAUCUAUCUAAGAUCUUGAUUCACUCUAUACCAUACUAAUGAAUUCUGCUUCUUUUUUCCUGGUCUUAGUCGCAGCCGCUAUAGGUUUCUUCAUGCUUUUCAGAAAAUUCAAAUUCCAACAAGAGAGCAAAGAUACUAAAGCUUCUUCUUUAUCUCUUCCAUCUCCUCUAACUUCUGUGUCUCGAAUCUGGAAACAUGAUGUAUUCCCGAGCUUCCAUGGGGCAGAUGUCCGAAGAACCCUUCUUAGCCACAUCAUGGAAUCGUUCAGAAGAAAGGGAAUUGACACAUUCAUUGAUAAUAAUAUAGAGAGGAGUAAGCCGAUCGGUCCUGAGCUCAAAGAAGCUAUCAAAGGAUCGAAGAUUGCGAUAGUCUUGCUCUCCAAGAACUAUGCUUCUUCUUCCUGGUGUCUUGAUGAAUUAGCGGAAAUCAUGAAGUGCAGGGAAGUGUUGGGUCAGAUAGUCAUGACUAUUUUUUAUGAAGUGGAUCCAACUGACAUAAAGAAACAAACCGGAGAUUUUGGAAAAGCCUUCAGAAAAACAUGUAAGGGUAAAACCAAAGAGCAUAUUGAGAGAUGGAGAAAAGCUUUGAAGGAUGUGGCCAUAAUCGCCGGAGAGCAUUCUCGCAACUGGAGCAAUGAAGCGGAGAUGAUUGAAAAGAUAUCCAUUGAUGUUUCAAACAUGUUGAAUUUAUCCAUACCAUCAAGUGAUUUCGAUGAUUUUGUUGGGAUAACAGCUCAUAUGGAAAGGAUGGAAAAGUAUUUAAGCCUAGAUUUGGAUGAAGUAAGGAUGAUUGGGAUUUGGGGUCCGCCUGGGAUUGGUAAGACGACCAUCGCUACAUGUAUGUUUGACCGAUUCUCCAGCAGAUUCCCACUUGCUGCAAUCAUGGCGGAUAUCAGAGAAUGCUAUCCAAGACUUUGUUUGGAUGAGCGUAAUGCACAAUUGAAACUACAAAAACAAAUGUUGUCUCUUAUUUUCAAUCAGAAAGAUAUAAUGAUUUCUCAUUUAGGAGUGGCACAAGAACGUUUGAAAGACAAGAAAGUGCUUCUCGUUCUUGAUGAAGUAGAUCACUCAGGACAAUUAGAUGCCUUGGCGAAAGAAAUUCAAUGGUUUGGUCCUGGAAGUCGGAUUAUUAUCACAACAGAAGAUCUAGGAGUUUUGAAGGCCCGUGGGAUCAAUCAUGUUUACAAAGUGGAUUUUCCAUCAAAUGACGAGGCUUUUCAAAUCUUCUGUAUGAAUGCCUUUGGUCAGAAACAACCAUAUGAAGGUUUCCGUAAGCUAGCUUUGGAAGUUAUGGCUCUAGCUGGUGAGCUCCCUUUGGGAUUGAAGGUUCUAGGCUCCGCUUUGCGAGGGAUGUCCAAGCCAGACUGGGAAAGGGCACUACCAAGGUUAAAAACUAGCCUCGACGGAAAAAUAGGGAGCAUUAUACAGUUCAGUUACGAUGCCUUAUGUGACGAAGAUAAAUAUCUAUUUCUUUAUAUAGCCUGCCUUUUUAUAUACGAAUCAACAACCAAAGUGAAAGAGCUUCUUGGAAAGUUCUUGGAUGUGAGGCAAGGUCUUUACGUAUUAGCUCAGAAAUCUCUCAUAUCCAUUGAUGGAGAAACAAUCAAGAUGCAUACUUUGCUAGAACAAUUCGGAAGAGAAACUUCCCGUAAACAAUUCGUUCGUCAUGGCUUUACAAAACGUCAGCUUUUGGUUGGUGAAAGGGAUAUAUGUGAAGUGCUUGAGGAUGAUACAACAGAUAGUAGACGUUUUAUAGGGAUAAAUUUAGAUUUAUCUAAGACUGAGGAAGAAUUGAAUAUAAGUGAGAAAGCACUUGAAAGAAUGCAUGAUUUUCAAUUCGUUAGAAUCUAUGGUGAUGAUCUUGGCCAGACUAAGAGACUGCAAUCAGUAUUGCAAGGUCUGAUUUACCAUUCUCAAAAGAUUAGAUCACUGAAUUGGAGAUAUUUCCAGGAUAUAUGUUUGCCUUCUACUUUUAAUCCUGAGUUUCUCGUCGAACUAAAUCUGCAAGACAGCAAGCUUCAGAAGCUAUGGGAAGGAACUAAACAACUUAAAAAUCUCAAAUGGAUGGAUUUGGGUGGUUCUAGAGAUCUGAAAGAGCUUCCCGAUCUUUCAACAGCAACUAAUCUCGAAGAAGUAGAUCUCCAAUAUUGCUCAAGUUUAGUGGAACUUCCGUCUUCUAUUGGGAAUGCAACCAAACUUGAGCGACUGUAUCUUCGUGAUUGCUCAAGUUUAGUGGAACUUCCCUCUAUUGGGAAUGCAUCCAAACUUGAGCGGUUGUAUCUUGAUAAUUGCUCAAGUCUUGUGAAGCUUCCCUCCUCUAUCAAUGCCUCUAAUCUCCAGGAAUUGUCUCUAAAAAAUUGUUCACGUGUUGUGGAGCUCCGUAUCGAGAAUGCGAGUAAAUUGUGGGAAUUAAAUCUCCUAAAUUGCUCAAGUCUACUAGAGCUCCCUCCUUCUAUUGGAACUGCCACAAAUCUGAAGGAAUUGUAUAUCAGUGGAUGCUCAAGUCUCGUGAAACUCCCCUCCUCUAUUGGAGAUAUGACUAAACUCAAAAAGUUUGAUCUAUCCAACUGCUCAAGUCUUGUGGAGGUUCCAUCCGCUAUAGGAAAACUUCAAAAAUUGUCUAAGUUGAAAAUGUAUGGAUGCUCAAAGCUAGAGGUUCUUCCAACAAAUAUCGACUUGGAAUCUCUCCGUACACUUGAUCUCAGAAAUUGCUCCCAGUUGAAAAGAUUUCCUGAGAUCUCCACAAACAUUGCGUAUCUCAGGCUCACAGGAACUGCAAUAAAAGAAGUUCCUUUGUCGAUCAUGUCAUGGUCUCGUCUUUAUGACUUUGGGAUUUCAUACUUUGAAAGCCUCAAGGAAUUCCCGCAUGCUCUUGACAUCAUCACGCAGCUGCAGUUGAACGAAGAUAUACAAGAGGUUGCUCCAUGGGUCAAGGGAAUGUCUCGUUUACGUGUGCUUAGACUCUACAACUGCAACAAUCUGGUAUCACUCCCACAAUUUUCAGAUUCCCUAGCUUACAUAGAUGCAGACAAUUGUCAAUCCCUUGAGCGACUGGAUUGUACCUUUAACAAUCCAGAUAUUCAUCUCAAAUUCCCCAAAUGCUUCAAUUUGAAUCAAGAAGCCAGAGACCUCAUCAUGCACACAUCGACUUCGGAAUAUGCGAUCUUACCGGGUACACAAGUGCCUGCCUGCUUCAAUCACCGAGCUACUGCUGGGGGUCUCGUGGAAUUCAAGUUGAAUGAGUCGCCUCUUCCUAGAGCCUUGAGAUUUAAGGCUUGUUUCAUGUUUGUUAAGGUUAAUGAAGAAACUGGUGAUGGUUGGAGUUCGAUAAAUGUAUAUCAUGACAUCAUGGACAAUCAGAAUGGUCUCAAUGUUCGGCGUAAACCAAGGAAGUGUUAUAUAGAUCGAGUUUUAACAGAGCAUAUCUACAUAUUUGAAGUUAGAGCAGAGAAGGUGACUUCCACUGAGCUUUUCUUUGAGGUCAAAACAGAGAAUGAUAGCAAUUGGAAGAUUAGAGAAUGCGGGCUAUUCCAAAUCUUGGAGGUCCCUUCAUGUUGAUGAGCAUCGAUGGAGGAGAUAAGGAGAUAUUUGCAAAACAAAGAUAGAGAGACGAGGAGAAAAAAGAAAGAAUCUUAAAAUCUUAAAGAUACAAUUCAACACUGGGAAAAAUAGAAAAGAGAAAACAUAUAUAGAGGAGUCGGAUUUGUUUUCAUUUUUAAGUUUAUGUGUUCCUUUCUCUGUUUUUUGUUUUAAUAUUUGAUUAAUAUGUUUUCUUCAAAAAAAAAAAAAUAUUUGAUUAAUAUGUUGUGAUAAUGGAAUGCACAGACAAAUUUCAGCAGACGAGCAAGUCUUGUUGUUGCAGUCAUAAAGAGUAAAUCAAAAGUGUCUCAUCUCA